AUGGCCGGUGGCGCGGCGCUGGGCCCGCGGCAGGCAGAGCCGAGCGUCGUCGCCGUCGUCAGCAGCAGGAGGCGGAGAGACGCCGCCGGCUCAUCCUCCUUCGCCGCCACCCCAGCCGACGAAGGCUUCCACCCCCUCCGCCAGCGCCAAUCAAUGAGAAAACGGCCGACGUCCGCGCUCUCGCGAGAGUUGGAAAGCCCGGCCUCAGCCCACAGAGGCCCGGGCGGGUCGCGGCGGUGGUGUGGGCGUGUCGCCGGGGUUCGCCGCCUCGCUGGGUGGCGGUUUCUCGUGGCUGUGUUCACGCAGUCUCUUACUGAGUCCGGUGCUCGCCCUGUGGCAGUGCACAACCUCCACGGGAAACCGAAGGGCAGAGCCCGCCCCGAGCUCCCCCUGCGCUCGGAGACCUCGCAGUCAUCUCUGUCCGUUGGGGCGAGAACGGAAAAUAUCGUGUGGACUCUGCAGAUUCCAACCACUUCUGAAGAUAGGAUUGUCAGCGGAGAGUUGAUUGGUCUGCUCAAAUAUGUGAGUUUGUGUAACAUAACAGAAAUCUUAUACUUAACGGAAGAUCCACUUGUUCAAGCAGGCAUGGCAUCUGCACCCAUGGUUCUGACUAUUUUCUAGUUGGUCCAAGAUAACAAGGUAAGCUCAGGUGUAUUGAAGAGGUGAAAUAAAUUACAGCAAACUCACUCAGAGGUGAGAUGCACAGAAAAAUCAGAUCAAAGAUCUGGGGGGGGGAGGGAACUUUCAAUGUUGACAGACUGCUUUGUGAGAUACCUCUGCUGAGUCAUCUUUUUUAGAAGCUCUCAGACCCCAAAAAUA
Molecule: messenger RNA, 819 nt
Organism: Lagopus muta (rock ptarmigan)
Lineage: Eukaryota; Metazoa; Chordata; Aves; Galliformes; Phasianidae
Exons: 2
Coding region: 1-621 (206 amino acids)
Source: RefSeq, a predicted model, not a curated record